AUGAGAGCUGGGCAGAAUCAGCACAUAUUUUCAAACUGGUUGUUACAACUUGGCAAUGGCACUCUACCUGCAAAAGAAUCAGAACCAUUUAGAAAUAGCAUUGAAAUACCAGAUACUUGCAUCAUACGUGAGCAGGAUGACCAAUCACAUAUUGAUGUAGUAUUUGGAGAUGAAAACAUUGAUGACUUUGCAAGUAGAGUUAUUCUGACUCCCACAAAUGAUGUUGCCCUUGAUAUUAACAACAAGAUACUAGAUAAGAUUCCAGGGCAAGUAGUAGCAUAUAACAGUGCUGACUCUGUUGUGUCAGAUGACCCUGAAGAAAUUGCACUUUAUCCAGUCAAGUUUCUUAAUUCAAUUACACCUUCUAGAAUGCCACCACACAACUUGCAAUUAAAAGUGGGUGCGGUUAUAAUGCUUCUUCGAAAUCUGGAUUUGAAACAUGGAUUAUGUAAUGGCACUAGAUUAAUAGUACAACAAUUAAGGCAAAAUGUAAUUGAUGCAGAAAUAAUCACUGGUAUUGCUAUUGGAAAAAGAGUGCUGAUAGCAAGAGUUCAAUUGGUCUGCCUUUUUAAUUAUGAAGACGGCAGUUUCCUAUUCGUUUGUCUUACGCUAUGA
This is a messenger RNA of Hydractinia symbiolongicarpus, 615 nucleotides long. RefSeq lists its product as uncharacterized. Bases 1 to 615 code for a protein of 204 amino acids. NCBI's taxonomy places the organism in Eukaryota, Metazoa, Cnidaria, Hydrozoa, Anthoathecata, Hydractiniidae. The record is from RefSeq and is a predicted model, not a curated record. The transcript has a single exon.